Molecule: messenger RNA, 1940 nt
Organism: Tribolium madens (black flour beetle)
Lineage: Eukaryota; Metazoa; Arthropoda; Insecta; Coleoptera; Tenebrionidae
Product: synaptotagmin-like protein 3
Exons: 7
Coding region: 64-1899 (611 amino acids)
Biological process (GO): exocytosis; intracellular protein transport
Cellular component (GO): membrane; synaptic vesicle
Molecular function (GO): small GTPase binding
Source: RefSeq, a predicted model, not a curated record
GUGACGGACGUCGUCGUCGUCGUCCACAUCACGUGAUUAUUUCUCUUUCGUCGAUGGUAAACAAUGGUCGAUUGUGGAUCCAACGAUGCUACCAACAGAUUUGUUUGUCCCAACGAUAGGCAAUUGGCGCUUAGAGCGAAACUCAAAGCUGGUUGGAGUGUCAAAACAGCCACCUUAAACACCCACGGAACCGCCCCCACGCAGCCUUUGGGGCCUGAAGAGCAAGAAGCCAUCGUCAAUGUUAUCAAACGGGCGGAAGAAAUCGACCUCACGGAGCAAGAGCGAGUAGGACGUCUGGUUGAACGUCUCGAAAACAUGCGUCGCAACGCUCUGGGACGCAGCCCCUCGCAGUGUCUGCUCUGUGGUGACGGUUUUGGGAUGUUGGGGGCCCAGAAAGUCCUCUGUAUCGAUUGUCGACGACUCGUGUGCCAAAAAUGCGCCAUUGAAACGUACACCAAAAGCGCGAGAAAUUAUUGGUUGUGUAUGAUUUGUGCCGAAACACGCGAAAUUUGGAAAAAAUCAGGCGCGUGGUUUUUUAAGAGUAUUCCCAAAUAUAUUCUUCCAGCGGAGAAGAAUCAAAAUUUUAGACACAGUCUUGGGAAAAUUGGGAGGAAUUCCAAGGGGAAUUACAGGGAUGAGGACAGCUCGUCGGAUGAGGAGAGGAAAAUUUGGACCAGGGUACACAGGAGGAAUUCCAGUACGGAAAGCACCCACGAUGGUCACGAGUCCGUCCAAGACGUUGCCACGAUGUCGACCCACAAAAGACAAUCCAGCGCUAGCGAAUCCCAACAAACCAAAGAACUUGAGGCUUUAAAGGGCUUAGGAUCUAUGAAUUUAAGCGAGACAAGUUUCAAGGAUCAAGCAGAGGGAUCCGAGUUAUCCCGGAGGGAAUCCACAGUUAGCAGAUCCUUAUCAGAGUGGAAUUGGAGCGAUAGCAGGAGCGAGGAUAGAGUUUCACCGAGUACUUCGAGUGUCAGCAGCAGCAUAUUUAAAAGCAUCCUGGAAGAGCAUAAGCCUUCCGACCACUCCCUGGGUACCAUCGAGCUCUCCCUCUCCUAUGACCCCAUCACCUCCACCCUCCACUGCACCGUCUACCGUGCCAAAAACCUCAUACCCAUGGACAUCAACGGCCUUUCCGACCCCUUCUGCAAACUCAACAUCCUCCCAAACGCCAAACCCUCCACCCGUCUCCGCACCAAGACCGUCCACAAGACACGCAACCCCGAAUUCAACGAGAACCUCACCUUCUACGACAUCUCCGAAACCGACCUCUCCAAGAAAUCCCUCCACAUCCUGGUGGUCGACGACGACAAAUUCGGACAUGAUUACAUGGGUGAGACUAGAAUCGGACUAGCCAAACUUAAACAACAAAACACAAUCUACGUUGCCGCCUCAUUGGAGGAAAUGAGACAGGAGCAAAAAGGGCCACUCCCAACACCGGAAUUGAACCAAUGGUUCGACGAUCUCUGGUCACGUGGACAAAUUCUCCUCUCGCUGUGCUAUAGUACGAAGAGAAGGGCGUUGCUUGUGAUGGUUUGCAGGUGUGCCAACUUACUACCGAUGGAUAAUAACGGGUUUUCGGACCCUUUUGUCAAAUUGCAAUUACGACCAGAUCCUUACCACAGGAAACAUAAAACUUCCAUUAAGUGGAAAAAUCUAAAUCCGGUAUAUAACGAGGAAUUCGCUUUUGAGACACGCCCCACUGAGUUGGCCACUCAAAGUCUUUAUAUCACAGUCUACGAUAAGGAUUAUGGCAAAAGUAACGACUAUUUGGGGGGCUUGAUUGUGGGGGGCACAGGAUCGAAGGGCUCAAGGUUGAAACAGUGGCUAGAUAUGAUUAGAUAUCCCGAUCAUAGACACGAAGCUUGGCAUAAUUUAACCGAAGAAAUUCUAGAUUGAAUUGUUAUUGGACCAAAUUGAAAUAAAUUCAAAGCUUUUCA